Molecule: messenger RNA, 6146 nt
Organism: Notolabrus celidotus (New Zealand spotty)
Lineage: Eukaryota; Metazoa; Chordata; Actinopteri; Labriformes; Labridae
Product: iporin
Cellular component (GO): cytoplasmic vesicle
Source: RefSeq, a predicted model, not a curated record
UGUCAGUGUUGGACCGGUUUCACAUUGCUACAGUUUUACAGUUUUUAAAAUCCCUGGAUCAACCUGCUCUACUAACCACAGAUCCUCAGGAUUUAAUUUUAGAAACAUGGAGACAGUUUUCACGGUCCACCCUUAUCCAGCAUCAUGAUUGGAACCUCCAGUCUCUCAGGGGACACCCUCAUCGCAUGCCACUUUCCCGUGGUUCAGCUUCCCACUUGGCGACUUCCUGUCCAAGCCCUGUGCAGCUCCUCUAAGAGGCCUGGCCGGCUGUGCACGGCUGGCCUUACCCGAGCUGUGUCCCUCCCAGAACAAGAGUCCCUGAACAGAGAAAACACCUUCACCGGUGGCCGUAAACAUUUUUCCAGCAGCUACAGUAGCCUCAAUGAGGAGCGGGCGGAGGAAGAGGGGGGCAGCGACAGCAGCGGGAGGUACGAUUCCAACUCAUCACCCGAGGAAAUUAGUUCCCACCUGAAAAAGGAAAACCCUGGAGUGAAAGGCAGUCUGCGACUGCACAACUCAUUCCUUCCAAACUCAGAGCUGGAUGAGGAUGAGGAAGAUGAAGAUAGUGAUGGAGGGAAUCUACACAGAUAUCACGAGGACUCAUCUUUUGUGUUGCACGGGAAUUCAAACUGGCCUCCGAGUACUGGGGCCAGAAAUUCUACAGUUUCUGAUAGGGACUUGGAGAGUGGAUGGGGCAACGCAGGGACCAUUUUGGAGUGCUUUCAUGUUGGCAGGUCUGGCAACAUGUCGUAUGGAGAGCAGGACUCAGACAGAUUGAGGGAUAACAUGUCUUGUUGCAACCACAGCCAACAGAAAUGCUCCCCAGAGCUGUUCACAAACGGUCACACAGAGUAUGUCAGUGACUCCUCCUGUAACAGCUCUGAUGGUGUCUUGGUGAACUUCUGCACCAUCUACAACCGCAGCAACAACCCUGCCACACCUCAUGACCUCAGCAGUCCCGCACUUCAACCCUCCCAGUCAUCUGAGGGAUCUGUGUUCCUUAACCUCCAACCUGUUCCCAAGACUCCAGCUGAGAACCUCCAACAGGAUGACACAACAGUUCAGUCUCCACAAAAAGAAAAGGACAAGUUGGAGUCAAGUCCCUGGUCUCCUCAGGGAAUCGACUCUAACUGCAAUCUUUACUCCCUGGAGCCUCUGCCUCCGGGUCUUUCCUCACUGGAGGUAUCAGACCUUGCAGCCUGUCUGCAAAGCCAGGCCACUCUGACCAUGGGGACCAACCAGAAGUACUACAAGCUUGUGACUUGUGACAUUUCGUCCCAGUCGCCCAGCCCGGCUUGGUCCAGCGUCACCAGCUGCCCCGAGGGUCAGAACUCUCAGAGCAGAAGUAGCCCGGUCCCUCCCUCUGAGAUGCUUUGUGUUGAUCCAAGAAAAGAAGGCCAGCACCAUGAAAACAAGCAGGAGAAAGAAGAACAACAAAAGGAAAAGAGGCUCUCCUCUGCGCACAGCAACGCCUCCCUGUUUACAGCCUGUGAUUACCAAGAAGCCAGCACCUCCACUAAACAACCCCUCUGCAUGAAGAGAAGCACAGACAGCAUCCAAACCUUCUCCUACACUCAGUGUUCAAUGUGCCCAAGCAAGUGUAGCCCACAUAGCUGUAAAUGCCAAGGAACCAGCUCUGCAUCCGCACUGCCAUCUGUGAUUCUGGACCAGGGACACUGUGAUACUGAUGCUACUGUGUGGGGAGCAUGUUCAAUGGAAAAUGCAGUAGUUCGUUACAGCAAAGCCCAGAGACCAACCUCACUUCCCAUCCAGCCCUUUGUUCUGGUCCCUGCUGACAAACCUCAGACCCAGCACUUGGGCUGUCUUCUGGACCAGUACAUAAACCAGAAGUCCAACAAGUCCAGUAGCACCCAGUCAGGCUUCAAAUUCAAGGGUAAAAGGAGUCAGUGCUUCACUAAUCUUCAGCUGUCACCAAUGGGCAGCGCCUGCCCUGUCUUCCUGGAGGCUCCUUCGAGUUCAGAUACCUGCUCCACCUGCACGCCAAGUCCUGAAUGCUUCAGCCGUAGGCACACAUGGAGCCAGUCCAGUAGGAGCCAACUACGCCAAAGUCCAUGUACAUCAAAAAACAACCUAGAGCCAACUGACACCAGCCCAAAGCCAGACUUGGUGCAGAUUCAAGAUAAAACAAGCCCAAACUCAGGCAAAACUCAGGCCAACACACUUUUUAAAGUGACGCCAACCCUGAAUCAGCCCAGUCUUGCUAAGGUCCCCACCUAUCAGGACCUAAUUAUCCUAAACUCUGAGCAGAGCCAUGCCAACACCAAGGCCAAAAGUCCCAUUCAGUCUCAAACCUCGUACCAUUCAGUGUUCUCUAAUACACCACCCACUUUACCCCUAAUUACUGAUACCCAUCACCCAAACCUGCAGCUGUCCCUUACCCCUCCCAUACAACCACAGAAGAAAGCUGCACCUGUGGUUGACUCUGGAUUUUUUCACAGUAGUUUUACAGCUGCCCUCUCCUCAGUUGCUCCUCUCUCCUCUUUGAGCUCUCUGCUAUCGAUGGCUGCUUCAGGGCUGCACCCACAGCAAAACCCAGACUCCUCCACGCUCAGCGGGAAGUCAAGUCAGAGUCAACACAGUGAAUCUCUAAUCCUGAGUGACAAGCCGCCGGCAGAGUUCUGCCUCUCGCCUGAUACAUCUUAUGAGUCCAUGUCUAUCAGCCAUCUUCAGAGGAGAGGUUUGCUGAGAGCUGUGAGCAGGGCCGUGGAUUUGAUCAUGGCUCAUUUUGGCAGUAGCAGAGACCCUGAAGAAAAGAUGCGUCUGGGUAACAGCUCUCGCAGUCCCACAAUCGCCGGGCUGGUCCUUGAACAUUUGUGUCCAUCAAUACAGAAUAUUUUGGAAGAUGGACUCAGGGAUCACAAACUGGACGUCAUCAUCGGGCAGCGCCGCAACCACUCCUGGGGUGUGGUGGAAGUCUCCACCAAGAUAGGUCCAUCCACCAGGGUCCUUCACAGCCUGGUCUCCAAAAUCAGACUGUGUCCCCAGCUCAGCAGCCACUGCAUGAGACUGAGAGCAUUCAUCAUGGGCCUGUUGAACUUGAGAGCUUUGGAGUUCUGGCUUAGUCACCUUCAGAGUCAAAAAGAUGUGGUGACAACAUACUACCAUUCUUGGUUCCUGUCCAUGUCACUCGGUCGGUGUCAGCCCUUAUUCGAGGAGCUGCUACUUCUGCUUCAGCCACUCUCCGUGUUACCCUUUGACCUCAACCUGCUCCUGGAGCCUCGACUGCUACGCAACAGACAGCUGUGUUUGGAUGAGCAGGGUGUUUCUCCACCUCAGCCAUGCUCAGCUCUCUUAGUGACCAGCUGGCCAUUACUGCAGGCUGACAGACAGGUAGAGAACAGCCGCAGUGUUCAGCAAACUAACAUUUCACACAAUUCAGAUCUGCAUCAACAGCAGCGCCUCAGUUCUCAGAAUCUGAGCUGCUUCAAACAGGACGGAGGAUCGAUUCAGACCAGCAGGAGUCCAUUGUUGGCACCUAUUCCAGAGUGGUGGCCCAAAGAGUCGGAUCUAUUGGACGGUGUAGCUGAAGGGGAGGACUGUAGCCAGAAUAAUGCAGACGAUUGGUCUCAAAUCAGUAUGGACAGCAGGCAGGAAGAGAGAAGGGGAGAGAGAGACAAUGAGACCCCAAAUGCAUCAGCUUCUGUCUAUGCUGAGAGUCCAUGUCAGGGUGGACUGCGCUGGGCCAAACUAUUUGGAGCAGCUGACACUUCCACCCGGACAGAGUCGGUUCUUCAGAGUCAGGUUGGAGCACAAAACAGGUUCAAGCGACCAUCACAGUGGCUGCGUUUGGACAGGUCUCAGCUUGGAUUCCUGGCUCAGUCCAUCAGGUCACUGAAGCUAGGAGGAGCUCAGUCAAACAAAGACUCUUGAAACAAAGCUGUUGUGAGUGGCCAAUAGACUGUAAUGACAGCAUCUUAACUGCAUGAAAACCAUACACAGUGCUUUAUCACAUUGCUGAACUGACCAGAAAGCACAUGAAAUACAAGAUCAACAACUCUGGCCCUGAUUCAUCGAGCUGUGCAAUGCAACAGCUGUUUGCAAAACCAUUGAUACAUCUUUUCAGUCUUUUUUUUUGUCAUUUUAAAGAUACUUUUGGGGGAUUUUUGCCUUUAUUUGAAAAUAAAGCACCUGUAAGAUUAAGAGUGAGUGACAUACAAAGAUCAGAAUUGUACCCCAGCCUCAGUUCAUGGGUCACCUGGGUGAGAGACAUUGGGGCCCUUGUGUGUUCAGCCACUUCCAAUGUCGAAUUGGGUUGCACUCAAAACUUAGAGGAUGAGAUUUCAAGGAGACCAGCAUCUGUAGCAUCACAUGAGGUAGCAUUUCUGCUAAAGAUCAUUUUAAGAUCCAAUCAAACUAUCAAACUCAACUGAUAAUUCUUUGUAAAUCUUGGUCUUAUUUUUUUUGGUUUAUAUAUAAUGGAUGAUGUAUAGUGAACAAGUGGUUAUGUGAAUUUGAUGCCCAGAUAGGGUGAGCAUGACCCCGACAGGAUUCCUUGGUAAUGGCUCAUUUGUUAUAAAUCACAUUAAAUUGAACAUUUCCAUUGGAAGUAAAGUUAGACAAGGAGAACAGGACUUCUACAGGAAUAUUUAGGUUGACAUUUCUGUUUACAUUCAGCUUCUUCUUCUUGGGUCUCUGCAGUUGAAACACCUUUAAACAUAAAUGAUGCAAUGACACAACUUCUAACUCUGUUCAUUAAUGCUACCGCUUAUGCUUUAAGUGACUUUGAAGCAAUCAGCAACGCAGAGAUGCACACCAGCUCUACUUCCAGGUAAAGAUUAUGCUCCAUUGUCCCCAGCACUAACUGAUGGUAACUCACCUUAUUUUGACUCUUCAGACCAGCCUGAGACCAGAACUAAUGUUUUUGCCACCAAGUCAACAGCCAAAGGUAAAAUGAGUAUUAAUCCUUUCUGCAUAUUGAUUGGAUGAGACAUGAUCAGAUUUGAUAUCAGCAGGUUGUCCCUGGCUCUGCUUUUGUAGUUAAAAACUAUCAUUAAGGGGUUGUUGUGGGGUUUUAACUAAUCAGGAUCAAGUAUUUAACACAGCUGGGUAAAAAGUAGACAUCAACACAUACAAAUCUGUAUUAAAGGGUCUGUUACAAAGUUUAUAAUGACUGUAAAAAUUACGAUGGCUUAUCUUACACAGCUGGCUAUAGUUUGACAUUAGCAUAAUGUUGCUUACUUUGAUAACAGGCCUUCAUUAUAACUGGGUUUGUCCUUCUGCUGCAACCGGCACCUAGAGUGUCUUACUUCUGUUCUAAAAGUAUUCACUGAUUGUUUCAUCAGUAUUCUUUGUAUAUUGUGCUGAAACUCUGUAGUGGUGAGAUGAAGCUUCAUGAAUACAAUCAGAAGAGUUAUUAUUUCCUCAAUCCAUGCUGAGCUGUUCUCCAGGAUUUAGCUUGAUGAAUUAGGGCCAAGUUCCCUUCUUUGUAAUUGCACUCUCUGGAAUAACCGAAAGUAAGGUGCUUUUGUUACCUGCUACUCUCCUUUGUACUUCCUGUAGGUGAAUAUCAACCAUAUAAUGUGACCUGCUGUUGACUGUUGGACAUUUCAUAUCUCAUAUGAAUAUCUUUGUAGCUGUACCUUUCAUGUUCAGACGAGAAAAAGAAGCAAUACAUAUUUAAUAGUGCCAAAUAUUCUGCACACCAGCCUUGUGGAUUGUCAGUGACAUUUUGUUUACUGUGACUUUCAGCAUGGAUUUUCUGUGGAUGCAUGAUGUAACAAAAAUACCGUAGUACUUCCUAGAUCUUGUGACUUCCUGUAAAUGUUUUUCUAGCAGUAGACUUGAGUUUGUAGAUUUUCUUGCUCUGAAACUUAAAAGUGUGUUGAAUCUUCGUUGAACUCAGUAGGAUGUCUUCCAGUGAGGUUUUGCAGUUGCACAAAUAUAAGCCAUCUGGUGGCUGUUUCAGGUAUUUCAGUGUGUGUCAGGUAUAUUUUGAUAGAGUGAUGUUUAGAUGACAAGGGAAAUGAAACACAAAAUUUGAUCUCUACAUUUGAGAUUUUGUAAUGUUCUGCAAAAAUGUGAAGUCUGUGAAAAUAUUCCACCCAGCAUCUUUUUCUCGUCCUCUAAACCCUUCCUCUAAUGUCCGGUGACAAUCAAAGUCGAUCAAUAAAGACUUCAUAUAUUAA